GCUUCCCGGCACGACAAGCGGCUUCGGGGUGGGCGAGUUGGCGACCGCGAGGCCCGGGCGUUGGCUCUCUAGGGGCGGCCCGGCUGAGAGCAUCUGGCCGCCCGGGAGCGGAGCCCAUGAGCAGCUCGGUGGCGGCGCAGGACUGCUGCGGAGGCCUAGGCAAUGUUGACUUCAGGCAGGCAGACCUCUGCGUUAUGACCUGGCUGCUGGGCUACGUGGACCCCUCGGAUCCCGGCUUUGUGGCUGCCAUCCUCAUCAUCACUUUCAACCCGCUCUUCUGGAAUGUGGUUGCGAGAUGGGAACACAGAACGCGCAAGCUGAGCAAGGCCUUCCGAUCCCCCUACCUGGCCUGCUACUCCCUGGGCGCUGCCAUUUUGCUCCUGAACAUCCUGCGCUCGCACUGCUUCACUCAGGCCAUGCUGAGCCAGCCCAAGAUGGAGAGCCUGGAUAACCCCACAGCCUAUUGCUUGGGCCUUGCGCUCCUGGGAAUUGGCAGUACAUUUGUGCUCUCCAGCUUCUUUGCGCUGGGCUUCACCGGGACCUUCCUAGGAGAUUACUUCGGGAUCCUUAUGGAGGCCAGAGUGACCACAUUCCCAUUCAACAUCCUGGACAACCCCAUGUACUGGGGCAGCACAGCCAAUUACCUGGGCUGGGCCAUUAUCUGUGUCCUCUGUGCUCAGAUGCGCCCUCCAAAGGCAGAGCUCACAUGUGGACCCUGUCUGCGCCCCAGUGGUGGUGCCCGGUGCCCAGGAGUGAGAUGUCACCAGGCACGCCAGCCCCACCGGCCUGCUGCUGACCGUGGUCGUGGGCCUCAUCUACAUAGUCGCCAUCCAGUACGAGGAGCCCUUCACCGCUCAGAUCUACCAGCAGAAAGCCUCCCUGUCCCACAAGAGGAGCUGACCGCGCCCGUGGCCACUUCACUGAGGGCCUGCUGCCCCCGGCCUGCCCCGAGUGCCAGGCCCUGCAGUGGGGAGAAGGGCGCCUGGCCGCCGCUUGGUGUUCGUGCCCGAUGCGGGCCGCUCAGUGCCUUGGAAACCUCUGCCUUGGGGGCACUGGACAUGCCGUUAUUUGGCCACCGAGCCCUCGUGUCUCGCUGCCCCCAGCACACCCUAACUCCCCAAUAAAGGCACCCUGAUGCCAGCAUC
Suricata suricatta (meerkat) is the source of this 1145-nucleotide messenger RNA. It is a transcript of the gene PEMT, whose product is annotated as phosphatidylethanolamine N-methyltransferase. Gene Ontology annotation, molecular function: phosphatidylethanolamine N-methyltransferase activity. Gene Ontology annotation, biological process: phosphatidylcholine biosynthetic process. The record is from RefSeq and is a predicted model, not a curated record. The transcript is spliced from 8 exons. Lineage: Eukaryota; Metazoa; Chordata; Mammalia; Carnivora; Herpestidae. The coding region runs from base 117 to 1124 and encodes 335 amino acids.